Vespa crabro (European hornet) is the source of this 2264-nucleotide messenger RNA. RefSeq names its product SIN3-HDAC complex-associated factor. The transcript is spliced from 6 exons. Bases 677 to 1867 code for a protein of 396 amino acids. The record is from RefSeq and is a predicted model, not a curated record. Gene Ontology annotation, biological process: negative regulation of cell migration. Lineage: Eukaryota; Metazoa; Arthropoda; Insecta; Hymenoptera; Vespidae.
UGUAUUAUUUAUAUAUUUUUAUAUCAAUAACGCUUGUAUGUGAGAUAUUUCUUGACGUACAUAUUUGUUUAAUGUUUACGAUGCCUCACAAGCAGAAAGAAAGAGGAAUUGUAAUAAAAUUUGAUUCCGUUUUGUUAGAAAGUAAUUAGGAUUUCUUUUUUAAAGAAUUUCUUACUCCUGCAUUAUAGAAAGCAUUGGUUAGCUUUUUGAGAUUGUAAGACGCCCUCUUGUUGCACGCGUGCUGCAACAUUGUGCGUCUCUUGGUUGCGCGCAUGAGCUACGCGUGCUGGCUGCUGCCUGCUGCCAGCUUGUUGUACGUGCGUUCAUGCGUUUGUCGCCGCGCACGUCACAUAACGCGUAGCGUCUCUCGUCUGUAUACACUGCCAGCUGGAACUCGGCGGCAUUGCUAGUGUACUAUCGUUCGAAUAUCUUUCUUAAAUAAACGUUCAAAAAGACAGAAAAGAUCCUUUUUCACUGAUUUAUGAAAGUUGUUUUCUCGCCUACAGUUCUGAGCAUCGUGAUUAAAGGCACGCGAUAUUAUGAUCUACAAGAUUAAGCAGCAGUUUUCGUGUCACAGGAGGAUGCUAUUUUUGAUAUUUUCGCGCUACGAGACAUUUGACAAAUUUAUGGUGAACAGUUUUGUGUGAUCAGUAAGUAACAUUAAGAUACCGGCAAUAUGUUUAGUUUUCAUAAACCUAAAGUUUAUCGAUCCAGUACUGGAUGUUGUAUUUGCAAAGCUAAAUCAAGCAGUUCAAGAUUUACAGACAGCAAAAAGUAUGAAGAUGAUUUUAUGGAAUGUUUUCAAUUAGAAGAAAGACGUACUGGAGAGAUUUGUAAUGCUUGUGUAUUGUUAGUAAAGAGAUGGAAAAAGUUACCAGCUGGAAGUAAUCGCAAUUGGAGACAUGUUGUAGAUGCUCGUGCAGGGCCUGGUAUUAAAUCAUUAACAAAAUUUAAAUCAAAAAAUAAAAAGAAACUUAAAGAUGCACCUGAAAAAUUCGAAAAGAUAAUGAAGAAAAAGAAUAUAUAUAUAAAAUCAGAGACAGAACGCGAACAAAGUCCCGCAAUGAGUGAUGAUUUGAUUGAUUAUGUGCCAGAAAAUAGUAGCAAGUGUUCUAGUAGAACAGUUAGUCCUACUGGCAGUGAUGACAUUAAUACAGUUGAUAAACCUUUAGAUAUUGCACAAGAGGAUUCUGAUAUAAAAAAUGAUUUAACUGUUAAUGGCUUUAUUGACUUAUCUUAUUUCAAAAGGGAAAUUAUUUGCUGUGGUACAAUAUUCAAAGGCCCAUAUGGAGAAGUUAUAAUAGAUCCAGCAUUGAUAAAACCAUGUACAGGUUGUCUAUCUAAGCAAAGACAGCAACAAUCAAAUGUGUUAAGAAAUAGUCCAGUACAUAGUUCAGCAUCGGCGAGUCCUGUUCAUAGUUCUGCAUCUGCUAGUCCUACCCACAGCGUAGAAUCAGGUGUAGAUUCAGCGGUGACAAAACAAACAAGUAAAACAUUCAGUGAUUCGUCUUCUGAUUCUGGUUAUGACGAAUCUUCUAAUCAAGGGGUUGGUGAGGGUAAAAUUACUAAAGUAAUUAUGAAUGUUAAUCCCAACCUCAAACCGAUUGUUAAAACACAACCGAUAAAGAGUGUGCAGUUAAAAGCUAUCCCUGUUGUGUCGGAAUCUGUCAGGUUAAAGUCAGAUGUGCCAAUAAAAUUGGUGCCUAUAAAACAAAUAGACCAACUUUCUUGUAAGCCAUUAUCUUUAGUAUCGUCAACCAAUGUUACUUUAAGCAGUAGUUCACAUACUAUUGUUACCGUCCCUGCCAACCCACUUGUUGAUUUCACAAUGCAUGCAAGUCCUUCUAGACAAUCUGUUUCUAAUUAAUGUCAAUUCUCUUAUAGAGGUUUAAUUUAUUAUUUUUUCUCUUUUUUCUUAUAUAGGUAGAUAUAUAUGUUAUGACACAAACUUAUUUUUUAAACAUGCUACCAUCAUUGCCCAGACAACAAAGGCUAUGGAAGGAUGUGUUUAAAACUUUAUAUUAAAUACAAUUGAAGAGUUUAUAAUGUUAUGAAUGGGGAUAACUGAUUUCUUAACUAGGGUAAUUGUUAUGACAUGCAUUAGAUAAGUAGUGCUCUUUGAAAAAAAAAAGAAAAAAAAAAAGAAAUAUAAAGAAUUUUUAUUCCUACUCGUUGAUAAAGUUGAUAAAAGUAUUUGUAACUAUGUAUGAUACUGACUUUAUAUGAGUAAUGUUAAAAUUCACUUUACACUUUUCAAGUAGUUG